AUCAAAAGGACUUGCAACUCAGCUUGGACUUAAAUGACUACACUUGGACUUGAGCCUUUUGACUUGAAAAUACUUCAUACCUUACCCCAAGCCAAUUUCCUGAAGAGAAAGAACAUAUUUUUUCCAAUAUGACAUGAAUUAGAUAAAACAACACAGCACAGAAACAUGUCCAAUUGAAUUCUUCUGUGGUUUUGGUUAAUAGAACUUUAUACUACAAAGUGGUCAGGAUGAGGGUCACCACCUCCAAGUUUGAGGCCGUGGUUCUCUGCCGGAAAACGGUGGAUUGGCCCCUCUGGGUUGGGAGUGAGUUACUGCCUCAAGCAAAGGAGUUCAAAGAGGUCACGUGUGAGGGUAGAAUGGAGCAUGAGAUGCAUUGGCAGUUUGGCGUGGUGUCUGCAGUGACGCGAGCGCUGCGCCGGACCAUCGUGGUAAAAAAAGAGCUGAGCCAGAAGGCAAAGCUUUCGAUUUACUGGUCCAUCUAUGUCCAAAGUCUCACCUAUGGUCAUGAGCUCUGGGUAGAGACCGAAAGAAUGAGAUGGUGGAUACAAGCAGCCGAAAUUAGUUUAGAAGUUUCUGAAAUUAAUUUAUAGAUGCAUCUGGAGAGAGCUCGGAGUAGAGCCGCUGCUCCUUUGCGACAAAAGGGUUCAGUUGAGGUGGUUCAGGCAUCUUAUCAGGAUGUCUCCUGGGCGUCUCCAGUUAGAGGUGUUCUGGGUAAGUCCAACUGGUAGGAGGCCCCAGGGCAGACCCAGAACGCGCUGGAGGGAUUAUAUGGCUCAUCUGGCCUGGGAACGCUUUGGGGUCACCCAGGAGGAGCUGGAAAGCGUUCCUGGAGAGAAGGAUGUCUGGAGUAUUUUGCUGACCCCACGACCCGGCCUCAGUUAAGCGGUUGAAAAUGGUUGGAUGGAUGGAUACUGGGAAAGUAUAUUGUCGGCACUACUUUUCCAUACCUCUGUGCUGGCAAUAGCUGUGGCCGGAGGCAAUAUGUUCUCAGGUUGUACGUCCGUCCAUAUGUUCCGCUCUUGUGAACAUCAUACGUCAAGAACACAUUAAGAACAAAUUUGGCACAAACGUUCACUUGGACUUGGACAAUUAACCAAUUUGAUUUUGGUGGUUAAAGGUCAAGGUUGCUUUGACCUUGCAUCUAUCCAUUCUCACGAAAGUGAUAUCUUAAUAACACCUCAUUGGGAUUUUUCCAAAUUUGGCACAAACGUCCACUUUGACUUAACAAUCAACUGACUUGAUUUUGGUGGUCAAACCUGAAAGGUCAGUGUAACCUCACAAAAUAUGUUUUUGGCCAUAACUCAAGAUUUCAUACACUCAUUGUGACAAAACUUCAAACACUUAAUUUGACACUUUCCUGUCUUUAUUUGGGACUUGACUCAGUACUUGAGUGCAAAGACUUGAGACCUACUUGUGACUUGUGAAACAAUGACUUGAUCCCACCUCUGUUAAUUCCCAAGCUACCAUGCUAUCAUAAGGCCAACAGUUGGGUUUUAGUGAAGCAUUGUGACUACGCGCUAGCUUUUCCUAAUUUCUUUGCUCACGACAAACAGUUUGAUAUAAAUCCAAAUCAAUCAAAUGAAGUGCCUCAGAAUAAAAGUCACAUAAUAAAAGACACAAUAAUAAAUCACAGGCAUUGUUGUUGGUAGUUUCUUUGAGAUCAAGGCAUAUUUUCUCAGACAUACAGUGACCUUUUUGAGGUUAUACAAUGUUUUUCCCACUAGCAGAGCGGAGAAACUCAUUGCCACAAUGUCACGAUAGCAAUUUUAAUAUUUUAGCCAUAAAGCAGCUGGCUGGAAUCUAGUAAAACUUGAUGCAUUUUCCAUUCAGAGGCAUCUAUCUGCCACCUCUAUAAGCUGUCCCUGUGUCCUACAUUGAAACUUUAAACAAUGACAAACAUUCAAACAAUGUAAUAUGCAGCCAUAAACACCAUAAGUCAGCCGUAAAGGAAGUGUUUCUGCCAGCAAGUUCUGUGCGAAACUAUUCACAACCUUGUUAAAAUGAAUGGGUGGAUCAGAUCACUAGAUGCUGUUGAUAAAUCUGCACUCUGAGCUGAAAGGGAGGAAGCCUUGGGAUCUUGAACAUUUUCCACUGAUUACAUUAAUGAUUUCUGCAGUUUAUGGCACAGAAACAACUCCUCGUGCUCAUUUUCCCAUCAGCUCUCAGUCAUUGGGGGUUGUUUUCUAGUUCCAGCAUGCACAAACAUCACAACAGUGAUGUUGCUAAUGCCAGUAAUUAUCAAUCCUAAUUUUCAUAUUUGGUCGUAAAACAAUCUAAAGGCAUUUUAUUGACUUUUUUUAUCCAAUCAUCUGUCGAACCAAGAUUAUUUGAUGUCGGUUUGGUGUGUCUUGGCCUUGACUUAAAGUCUGUAGCUUUUAUUAAAAUAAAAUAAAAAAAUCUGAAUAUAUAUGCUGAAACUGUCUCAUAUUCACACAAUACUAAAUCAGAUGGGUAAUUUGUGAAAAUCUUUACUCAAAGUUAUAUUCAGGAUUUAACUUGUUCCCUUCAAAAUACUCAAAUGACUUCAGCAAAUAAGUAAAAACAGUUUGAGAAUUUCAUAACUUAACAGCACCGAUUCAUUUGUCUAUUUUUCCUCUCUGAAUUACUUUAAUCAUUGAAAAUUUUAAUCAAAUUGCAUUUUUGGACAGAAAAGGUCAUUUUAAAAAAUAAGGAGUCAUCUCCAAACCCUCUGAUUCCAAGAAGAGUUUACUCUUCUAAAAGUUGCUGAUGAUCAGUGUUUUUAAAUGAGGAAUGAGCUUUAUUGUAAACAAGUGUUAAACACAUAAGGCCUCUCCCAUUUUCCAAUUUUGCGUGAGCUCAACUCCCUAAUCUGCGAUCCUUCGGCUUCUGACCAUGAAAUUGAUCUUAGUGCUCCAUCUUGAAGAAUAUCUCAAUUCCUAAAAUGCACCAUGAAGAUCAAGGAGGCCUGCUGAAGGAGCGAUGAGUGAGAAUCCAUCAGCGUAUCCUUUGUGAGAGAAUGAAAACUUGUACAUAUAGAUGGACAUGAGUGUGUGUGUGUGUGUGUGUGUGUGUGGGUGGGGGGGGGGAAUCACUCUUGAUUUAGCUAUUACUUCUCAUACUUACCAUUCAAUAUAUUUCUGUAUGUAUGAGAAGUAAUAUAUAUAAAAUAAAAUAUAUAAGGCUAUAUACUAGGGAUGAGCUUUUACUAUUACUUGAAUCUGUGUCAGUUCAGCCAGCUACAUUAUCUGCAUCCGUAUUCUGAGGGGCAUUGGACAGAUGACGCAGCCCUGCCCCACCUCAUAUUUAAUUGACAUCGCUCUAAAGUGAAGGCUUCGAUGCAAGGAUGUCUUAUUUUGUUAUAUGCAUGUUGCCUUGACUCCUCUCUCCUUGUGUCUCUUCCUCAAAACCUCCACUCACAUCUCCAGUGGGCAGGACUAAGACACGAGGAGAGUAGCCGAGGAGGGGAAUCAAACUGAGAAAUCAGAAAGCCUUCCCGUAUCUCUGUCUCAAACCGGAAUGACUCAGAGUUUUAUGAGCCCUCCCUCCUCUUCCUGCUCUCACACACAGCGAGCUCCACUCUGUCCACACAUUUCCUUGUUCCCUCCCCUUCAGAUCUACAGUUUGAAGAUGGGUGUAACCAACAUGUGGUGACGUGAGAGAGCUGACAGGCUCCAUUCACUGCAGGAAGACAUGAUGUUCAGUUCAGAGCUCACACUAGUUUCACUGUUCAGGAAGUGAGAGUCAGACAGGCGUUGUCACUGAGAGGUGAAAUGGCGCAGAAAGGAGUUGAGCUGGACAGAGAAACCUUCUCUUGUUCCAUCUGUCUGGAUCUACUGAAGGAUCCGGUGACUAUUCCCUGUGGACACAGCUACUGCAUGAACUGUAUUAAAACCCACUGGGAUGGAGAGGAUGGGAAGAAAAUCUACAGCUGCCCUCAGUGUAGGCAGAGCUUCACACCGAGGCCUGUCCUGGUGAAAAACACCAUGUUAGCAGUUUUAGUGGAGGAACUGAAGAAGACUGGACUCCAAUUUGCUCCUGCUGAUCACUGCUAUGCUGGAGCUGAAGAUGUGGCCUGUGAUGUCUGCACUGGGAGAAAACUGAAAGCCCUCAAGUCCUGUUUGGUGUGUCUGGUCUCUUUCUGUGAGAAACAUCUCCAGCCUCAUUAUGAAUCCUCUGCCUUUGAAAAACACAAGCUGGUGGAGCCCUCCAAGAAGCUGCAGGAGAACAUCUGCUCUCGUCAUGAUGAGGUGAUGAAGAUUUUCUGCCGCACUGAUCAGCAGUGUAUCUGUUAUCUCUGCUCGAUGGAUGAACAUAAAGGCCACGACACAGUUUCAGCUGCAGCAGAAAGGACUGAGAGGCAGAGAGAGCUGGAGGUGAGUCGACAAAACAUCCAGCAGGGAAUCCAGGACAGAGAGAAAGAUGUAAAGCUGCUCCAACAGGAGGUGGAGGCUAUCAGUCGCUCUGCUGAUAAAGCAGUGGAGGACAGUGAGAAGAUCUUCACUGAGCUGAUCCGUCUCAUGGAGGAAAGACGCUCUGAUGUGAAGCAGAAGGUCAGAUGGCAGCAGGAAACUGAAGUGAGUCGAGUCAAAGAGCUUCAGGAGAAGCUGGAGCAGGAGAUCACUGAGCUGAAGAGGAAAGACGCUGAGCUGGAGCAGCUCUCACACACUGAGGAUCGCAACCAGUUUCUACACAACUACCCCUCACUGUCAGCCCUCAGUGAAUCCACACACUCAUCCAGCAUCAACAUCCGUCCUCUGAGCUACUUUGAGGAUGUGACAGCAGCUGUGUCAGAAGUCAGAGAUAAGCUACAGGACGUUCUGAGGGAGACAUGGACAAACGUCUCACUGACAGUGACUGACGUGGAUGUUUUACUGUCAGACCCAGAGCCCAAGACCAGAGCUGAGUUCUUAAAAUAUUCAUGUGAAAUCACACUGGAUCCAAACACAGCACACGAAGUGGUGUUUUUAUCUGAGGGAAACAGAAAGGUAACAUUUUCAGAACAGUCUUAUCCCAGUCACCCAGACAGAUUCACUGAAUGUUUUCAGGUCCUGAGUAGAGAGAGUCUGACUGGACGUUGUUACUGGGAGGUGGAGUGGUAUGGGGAAGACAUUUAUAUAGCAGUGGCAUACAAGAACAUUCAAAGAGAGGGCAGCUGGGAUGAAUGUGGAUUUGGGCAAAAUGACAAAUCUUGGGCAUUAUAUUCUUACCGAAAUUCUGAUUAUAUUUUUUGGUACAACGGUGUCCAAACUCGUGUCUCAGGUCCUGAUUCCUCCACAUUAGGAGUGUACCUGGAUCACAGUGCAGGCAUUCUGUCCUUCUACAGCAUCUCUGAAACCAUGACUCUCCUCCACAGAGUCCAGACCACAUUCACUCAGCCUCUCUAUGCUGGACUCUGCAUUGAAUUCCAUUAUAGUUUUACUGCUGAGCUCUGUAAACUUAAAUAGACAGAGGUCAUUUAAGGGACAGAGGGUUAAAUUCUGUGUUUUAAUUCUUUAAGAUCUUGAUAACAUUUCUUUUACAUAGGUGAAUAAUUAGCGAAAAAAGAAAAAAAAAUAAUAGGACAUCUCACAAAGCUUUUAAAAAUGUGCGGAAUUAAAUUAUCGCUUCUCCUGAAAAAAAAGAGGGAAAAAACCAAAAAUGUAUGUUUUGUCUAUCUCUGAAUAAAACAUUGACUUUUGGUUACUGCUUCUAACAGGCUUGUGAGCCAAGAGUAUCUUGACGUUAGUACCAUGUGGUAUUUUUGUGUCCUUGGUGAUCAAGAAUCUUUGUAGUUGCUAGUUACUGCGAGUUGGUAUAACUGCAGCUGGAGCAGCUACGUGAUCCGCCUUCUAGCCACAUGACCUGUCCACCGUAUCUUCAAGUCAGUCCACAAUUAGACCCCUUCGCUCCUUUGCCUCGAAGUGGAAGUCCCGACAAAAUUGCUAAGUUGGUGAUUAGCUAGCUGUGAACUGUUAAAAUCAAAAGAGAGGUGGUUGUGCUUCGAGCGACAGCCAUGUGGUGACUUGAAUGUAAAGAGAGGGGGGAGGAGAAGUGCAACAUCUAGUGGCUAAUGUUAUCAAUAGCACCUUCAAAUUUGUUUAGUCUCCAAGUUUGUUGCUGAGAGCUGAUUGUUGUGGCGUCUUUUCACUGCACUGAGAUCAGCUGUCAGUCAAACAUUAUGGGCGGUACUUUGUCGUCUUCUCCUGAAUUGUUGUGUAAAUAUUUCUUGCGGUGGCGCUCCUUCCUGUGUGUGUUUAGCCGUGGAGGCUGUCACUGCUCAUCAUGAUGUGUUGUAAACUUCUUUGUGCUCUGAAUGUUUAAUGAACAUUUCAGUGGAUGUAUUUGUAUGUUGUUGUUGUUUCUCUCCCACUGCAUGAGUCUGAAGAGAGAAAUCAGCAGACCUCCUUUAUCUCAGAUAUUGUGCUUGUAAAUUUGUACAGAAAUGUAUAAUUAGCUUUUCAUGUGUUGGUGUGGCAGAUUAGUUAGCUACUAGAAACUGUAAUGAUCCUGAUCAUAAUCAAUAAGGAGAUCAUUCAUUAAUGUCUUUUACACAAACUGAAGGUUUACAUGAUGAAUAAACAAACAUGAACAAAGUAUUUUCUUCUUGUCUUCAUUCCAGGGUAUCAAACAAAGCUGAUGGAGAAACUGUGACACUGAUAUGAGAGUAUAACUGA
This is a messenger RNA of Epinephelus fuscoguttatus (brown-marbled grouper), 6614 nucleotides long. RefSeq names its product tripartite motif-containing protein 16-like. The transcript has a single exon. Bases 3732 to 5405 code for a protein of 557 amino acids. Gene Ontology annotation, molecular function: protein binding; zinc ion binding. NCBI's taxonomy places the organism in Eukaryota, Metazoa, Chordata, Actinopteri, Perciformes, Serranidae. The record is from RefSeq and is a predicted model, not a curated record.